Messenger RNA from Trematosphaeria pertusa, 1818 nucleotides. RefSeq names its product DUF580-domain-containing protein. Lineage: Eukaryota; Fungi; Ascomycota; Dothideomycetes; Pleosporales; Trematosphaeriaceae. Gene Ontology annotation, biological process: transmembrane transport. The record is from RefSeq and is a predicted model, not a curated record. Gene Ontology annotation, cellular component: plasma membrane. The transcript has 6 exons. The coding region runs from base 87 to 1673 and encodes 528 amino acids. Gene Ontology annotation, molecular function: transmembrane transporter activity.
CGGUGACGCCGAGAAAACAUCAUACCACUGUACCAGCGCUUUCUUUCUCCUGCAUCUGAACCGAAUUCCUCGCGCCUCGUUGCAAAAUGGCCCAGCAAGGCGAAGCGGCAAGCUACUACAACGCCGGGCCACAGCAGAACAAUUACCGGAUGCAAGAGCCAGCAAAGUACCCCCAGCAGCCUCCGCAGUAUGGACAGAACUUUGCGCCGCCGCCUGGACCUCCGCCGCAGAAUGCGAUGAACGGACAGGGCCAACAGAACUAUGGCGAGAAACCGAGCUUUGAUCAGGCGUUCACGAUUGAAAGACCCAAAUGGCAUGACUGGUGGGCUGGAGUGCUUUUCAUUGCGGUCUUCCUGGGCUACGCCGCAGCAUCGGGGAUUGCGAUUCAAGGGUACUCGCAUACACACUCCUUCAAUGGCGGCGGCAUCUACGGCAGCCAGAAUGACUUUGGCCUCUCAACCAAUACGAUUGUUCUCUUUGCCUUCGUGCUCGUGGUCGCGAUCGUCUUCAGCUAUACAUACGUUUGGGCCGCUCGUGCGUUCACUAAACAAUUCAUUUAUAUUACAGGUAUUUUGAAUAUCGUCUUCGGUUUCGUCACCGCUCUAUACAUGCUCUCGCGCAAAUACUGGUCUGGCGGAAUAGUCUUUCUCCUCUUCUCGAUCUUCUACGUCUUCUGCUUUAUCAGCUGGAUUCCGCGCAUCCCCUUCUCCGUUUUGAUGCUCCGGACGUCCAUUGAUGUGUCGAAGAAGUACGGUCAUGUCUAUAUGGUGUCGCUCAUUGGAGGUAUUUUGGCUGCGGCAUUCGGCGCAUGGUACUCGGUUACCUUGGUCGCUAUCUAUGUCAAGUACGAACCCGGAAACAACCCGGCUUGCAAUACCGGCGCCGGAGGAUGCGGUUCUGGGAAAGUCAUAGGCUUGAUCGUCUUCGUGACGUUCGCCAUGUACUGGAUUUCUGAGUGGCUCAAGAACACUAUCCACACGACCAUUUCAGGAGUCUAUGGCUCAUGGUACUUCAUGGGCAAUAACUUCCCGAAAGGAGCCACUCGAGGUGCCCUGAAACGAGCGCUUACCUACAGUUUCGGUAGCAUCAGCUUGGGGAGUCUUAUUGUGGCCAUUAUUCAGUUCUUACGACAAGUCUGCUCCGCAGCUCAGCACUCGGCCUCUCAGGACGGCAAUAUCGUGGGGACGGUGAUUUUUUGCUGUCUGCAAUGCAUCAUAGGCCUUCUCGAGUGGGCAGUACAGUUUUUGAACCGCUACGCGUUCUCGUACAUUGCACUGUACGGAAAGUCGUAUUUUCAGGCUGCGAAGGACACGUGGAAGAUGAUCAAGGACCGUGGUAUUGAUGCGCUCGUGAAUGAGUGUUUGGUGGGCCCGGUGCUCACCAUGGGAGCAACGUUCAUCGCAUACGCCUGCGCUCUCCUCGCCUACCUUUACCUGAUUUUUACCUCUCCAGCAUAUAAUUCGGAUGGAGCAUACACGCCGGUAGUCGUUGCCUUCGCGUUCCUCGUGGGCCUGCAAAUCUGCAACAUCUUCACGACACCACUGAGCAGCGGGCUGGACACCAUCUUCGUCGCGAUGGCGUGGGAUCCCGAGGUGCUCAUGAGGGACCAUCCGGACCUCUACCACCAGAUGAUCGCCGUCUACCCGCACGUGCAGCAGGCGAUUCACGCGUAGUUGUGGUUUGGAAGGCUGGGGCAUCGUGCUUUUCUUUUUUGCAUUCGCUCGCGGUUUACGUUGCAUGCCAUAUCGAUGCACAAGCGAGGAUUAUCCUGCUCGCGGCAUAGAUCAGUCCGGCCGCCUUGGCGCGACUAAAAGAACG